AUGGACGGCGAAGAUUCUGACACUAUUGCCCCCGGCAAUAUCUACUCCAACUCCGGCCACCUCGACUUCUCUAAGCUAUCUCGCGACGCCGAGAUGGACUCUGAGUCUCAGCUGGACUUUUCUGCGGAAGGAGACGACGAUGCCAUCGAAGUCGAACCUUCCACCGGGGAUGAUCCCCCGCGCCGGCCACGCACGCCCACCGUUCAGGAACUGAACGUGAUGUCCGAAGCCGACAUGCGUGCCUACAUCGCUGCCCGGGCUAAGGCGGACGCUGCUCAGCAGGUCAACACCGCUCAGCAGAUCCAGACUGCACUGACGGCCAACGCCGCCAACCAAGCUGCGGUCGAGGCCGAGGAAGCGCCUACGCCAACGCCUAAGGCUCGCGGUAAGAAGAAGGCGGCUGCGGCUUCUGAGAAAGCGCCCGCCACUCGCGGCAAGAAGUCGAAGCGCGUACGCGACGAGGUCGAAGACCUCGACGCCGACACGCCUCGCGCGGCGCCCGCGGCGCCUGCCGCACCUGCCAAGCGCGCCACCGUCGCUGCUGCCUCCUCGGUCGUGAAGACCGCGGGACGGUCUACUGGGGGGAAGAAAGGUACGGAGUCACCCGCGCCGGCCACACGUACCCCUAUUAAAGUUAAGGCCGAUCUUGCAGAGAAGAUCGUUGUGGCGAAGCGCACCAAGAAUCCUGCGGACAGCGCAGGGGUAACUAUCGCGCCCGGAGCUAUACCAGCGCUCCUUACGCGUAUUGAAGACCCACCAGUCAUGACGACUGAGACGGCCGAGCCUGAGCCCGCUCCUGAAUCGACACCGGAACCCGCGCCUGAGCCCGCGCCUCAGCCCGCUCCUGAGCUCGCGCCUGAGCCCGCGCCCGCGCCCGUGCCCGAACCAGUGCAACCGACGCCGAUGGUUGAAGACGCGCAAGAAGCCGACGCUCCUCGCACGAACAACAUCAAUACUGGUCGUCCUCAUCACCUUGAGAUGCGCGCCAGCGUCGCCAUUAACUGGCUCAAUCAGCUUCCCGAGGAGGAGGUGUGGCGCAAAGGGUUACGGCGGACCGAUGGCUUCCUGUGGGAGAGUCACGUCCAAGCGUACCUCACCGGCCGAUCUAUUGUCGAGGACAACUUCGGGCUGUACCUGUACGCGCUGAUGUGCGAGGACGUGACACGCUACGAGGCGGAAUUCGCACCGUUCGAGUACGACUACAACUUCCCAUGGGAGCGCAUCAGGGCCAACGAAAGCACGACGGUGGACGACAUCCGCGCACUCGCCAUUCGCAAUCGCGUCCAUCCGUGGGAGGUCUCGGCCAGUCGGCCAUGGGCGGUAGCGUUCCUCGAAUCCUACCAAUGGGAGACUGCUGCAAUCGUGAAGGACUGCCACCGCGAAACGGCACGCGCGGCAGUCGAGCGCAUGGUGAAGAACCCGUGGACAUUAUUCCUAUCCCAGCCUCUAUACAAGUCCCCUCGCUACGUCGCCGCGCUCGAGUACAUGAGGUCCCUGCGCAGCCGUCCUCCACCAAACAACCGCCCUCCACCAAACAACCGUCCUUCGCCCUACAAUAGGCCGCCUCGUAGGUUCGCGCCCGGCCAAAGGAACGCCGCGGCUUCGUCUUCUUCGGCUUAA
Messenger RNA from Peniophora sp. CBMAI 1063, 1620 nucleotides. The record is from the annotation of a GenBank genome assembly. NCBI's taxonomy places the organism in Eukaryota, Fungi, Basidiomycota, Agaricomycetes, Russulales, Peniophoraceae.